AAUGCCAAAGUGAGAGACUUCAAAGCAGCAGGAGCUACAGCACCAGGAGAUAUCAUCAUUGGAGGGCUGUUUUCCAUCCAUGAGGGAGUAGAGGAAUCCCUGAACCUCUCAGCACCCCAUGCAUCACAGUGUGUCAGGUAGGGUAAGUGCCAAGAUAAGAUUGGGUGUUGUAAAGAGAUUUUGAAAGAGUCUGUCUGUCUGUCUGUCUGUCUGUCUGUCUGUCUGUCUGUCUGUCUGUCUGUCUGUCUGUCUGUCUCUCUCUCUCUCUCUCUCUCUCUCUCUCCCCUCCAAUUAUCUCUCUCUCUCUCUCUCUCUCUCUCUUUCUCUCUCACCCCUCCAAUUAUCUCUCUCUCUCUCUCUCUCUGUCUCUCUCACCUCCUCCAAUUCUCUCUCUCUCUCUCUCUCUCUCUCUCUCUCUCUCUCUCUCUCUCUCUCUCUCUCUCUCUCUCUCUCUCUUCCAUUUCAAUCUAAGGGCUUUAUUGGCAUGGGAAACAUAUGUUAACAUUGCCAAAGCAAGUGAAGUAGAUAGUAAACAAAAGUGAAAUAAACAAUAAAAAAAAAAAAAAAAAAAACAUUACACUCAGAAGUUCCAAAAGAACAAAGACAUUUCAAAUGUCAUAUUAUGUAUAUAUACAGUGUUGUAACAAUGUGCAAAUAGUUAAAGUACAAAUGGGAAAAUAAAUAAACAUAAAUAUGGGUUGUAUUUACAAUGGUGUUUGUUCUUCACUGGUUGCCCUUUUCUUGUGGCAACAGGUCACAAAUAUUGCUGCUGUGAUGGCGCACUGUGGUAUUUCACCCAGUAGAAAUGGGAUUUUAUCAAAAUUGGGUAUGUUUUCGAAUUCUUUGUGGAUCUGUGUAAUCUGAGGGAAAUAUGUGUCUCUAAUAUGGUCAUACAUUUGGCAUGAGGUUAGGAAGUGGAGCUCAGUUUCCACCUCAUUUUGCGUGCAGUGUGCACAUAGCCUGUCUUCUCUUGAGAGCCAGGUCUGCCUACGGCAGCCUUUCUCAAUAGCAAGGCCAUGCUCACUGAGUCUGUACAUAGUCAAAGAUUUCCUUAAGUUUAGGUCAGUCACAGUGGUCAGGUAUUCUGCCACUGUGUACUCUCUGUUUAGGGCCAAAUAGCAUUCUAUAUUGCUCAGUUGUUUUGUUAAUUCUUUCCAAUGUGUGAAGUAAUUCUCUUUCUGUUUUCUCUUGAUUUGGUUGGGUCUAAAUGUGUUGUUGUCCUGGGGCUCUGUGGGGUCUGUUUGUGUUUGUGAACAGAGCCCCAGGACCAGCUUGCUUAGGGGACUCUUCUCCAGGUUCAUCUCUCUGUAGGUGAUGGCUUUGUUAUGGAAGGUUUGGGAAUCGCUUCCUUUUAAGUGGUUAUAGAAUUUCAUGGCUCUUUUCUGGAUUUGGAAAAUUAGCGGGUAUCGGCCUAAUUCUGCUCUGCAUGCAUUAUUUGGUGUUUUUCGUUCUACACUGAGGAUAUGUUUUGCAGAAUUCUGCAUGCAGAGUCUCAAUUUGGUGUUUGUCCCAUUUUGUGAAUUCUUGGUUGGUGAGCGGACCCCAGACCUCACAACCAUAAACGGCAAUGGGUUCUAUAACUGAUUGAAGUAUUUUUAGCCAGAUCCUAAUUGGUAUGUCGAAUGUUAUGUUCCUUUUGAUAGCAUAUAAGGCCCUUCUUGCCUUGUCUCUCAGAUCGUUCACAGCUUUGUGGAAGUUACCUAUGGCGCUGAUGUUUAGGCCAAGGUAUUUAUAGUUUUUUGUGUGCUCUAGUGCAACGGUGUCUAGAUGGAAUUUGUAUUUGUGGUCCUGGCAACUGGACCUUUUUGGAACACCAUUAUUUUUGUCUUACUGAGAUUUACUGUCAGGGCCCAGGUCUGAACGAAUCUGUGGAGAAGAUCUAGGUGCUGCUGUAGGCCCUCCUUGAUUGGUGACAGAAGCACCUGAUCAUCAGCAAACAGUAGACAUUUGACUUCAGAUUCUAGUAGGGUGAGGCCGGAUGCUGCAGACUGUUCUAGUGCCCUCACCAAUUUGUUGAUACAGUGGGGAGAACAAGUAUUUGAUACACUGCCGAUUUAGCAGGUUUUCCUACUUACAAAGCAUGUAAAGGUCUGUAAUUUUUAUCAAAGGUACACUUCAACUGUGAGAGACGGAAUCUAAAACAAAAAUCCAGAAAAUCACAUUGUAUGAUUUUUAAGUAAUUAAUUUGCAUUUUAUUGCAUGACAUAAGUAUUUGAUCACCUACCAACCAGUAAUAAUUCUGGCUCUCACAGACCUGUUAGUUUUUCUUUAAGAAGCCCUCCUGUUCUCCACUCAUUACCUGUAUUAACUGCACCUGUUUGAACUCAUUACCUGUAUAAAAGACACCUGUCCACACACUCAAUCAAACAGACUCCAACCUCUCCACAAUGGCCAAGACCAGAGAGCUGUGUAAGGACAUCAGGGAUAAAAUUGUAGACCUGCACAAGGCUGGGAUGGGCUACAGGACAAUAGGCAAGCAGCUUGGUGAGAAGGCAACAACUGUUGGCGCAAUUAUUAGAAAAUGGAAGAAGUUCAAGAUGGCGGUCAAUCACCCUCGGUCUGGGGCUCCAUGCAAGAUCUCACCAUUAGUAACACACUACGCCGUCAUGGAUUAAAAUCCUGCAGCACACGCAAGGUCUCCCUGCUCAAGCCAGGCCUGUCUGAAGUUUGCCAAUGACCAUCUGGAUGAUCAGGGGAGGAAUGGGAGAAGGUCAUGUGGUCUGAUGAGACAAAAAUAUAGCUUUUUGGUCUAAACUCCACUCGCCGUGUUUGGAGGAAGAAGAAGGAUGAGUACAACCCCAAGAACACCAUCCCAACCGUGAAGCAUGGAGGUGGAAACAUCAUUCUUUGGGGAUGCUUUUCUGCAAAGGGGACAGGAUGACUGCACCGUAUUGAGGGGAGGAUGUAUCGCGAGAUCUUGGCCAACAACCUCCUUCCCUCAGUAAGAGCAUUGAAGAUGGGUCGUGGCUGGGUCUUCCAGCAUGACAACGACCCGAAACACACAGCCAGGGCAACUAAGGAGUGGCUCCGUAAGAAGCAUCUCAAGGUCCUGGAGUGGCCUAGCCAGUCUCCAGACCUGAACCCAAUAGAAAAUCUUUGGAGGGAGCUGAAAGUCCGUAUUGCCCAGCGACAGCCCCGAAACCUGAAGGAUCUGGAGAAGGUCUGUAUGGAGGAGUGGGCCAAAAUCCCUGCUGCAGUGUGUGCAAACCUGGUCAAGACCUACAGGAAACGUAUGAUCUCUGUAAUUGCAAACAAAGGUUUCUGUACCAAAUAUUAAGUUCUGCUUUUCUGAUGUAUAAAAUACUUAUGUCAUGCAAUAAAAUGCAAAUUAAUUACUUAAAAACCAUACAAUGUGAUUUUUCUCUCACAGUUGAAGUGUACCUAUGAUAAAAAUUACAGACCUCUACAUGCUUUGUAAGUAGGAAACCUGCAAAAUCAUCAGUGUAUCAAAUACUUGUUUGAGUCCCCUCAAAGCCUACCAUUGACUAUGUACAUACCCAGCUUGCGACAGAGCUGCAGGAGUUGUGACCCGUUUUUGUUGGUUAUGUUGUCGUAGGGGGGCAUAUGGGGGAGGAAAGGCUGUCAUGUCUAGGUAGGUGUUUGUCCCCCCUGUGUGCUGAGGAUGUAAGGCUCUUGUCCAGUUCUGGCAUUUAGGUCGCCACAGACUAGUACAUGUCCCUGGGCCUGGAAAUGAUUGAUUUCCCCCUCCAGGAUGGAGAAGCUGUCUUCAUUAAAAUAUGGGGAUUCUAGUGGGGGGAUAUAGGUAGCACACAGGAGGACAUUUUUCUCUGUUGAGAUAAUUUCCUUUUGAAUUUCUAGCCAAAUGUAAAAUGUUCCUGUUUUGAUUAAUUUAAUAGAGUAAGUUAGGUCUGCUCUAUACCAAAUUAGCAUACACCCUGAGUACACCCAUACAUCCUGCUCUUUAGGCCAAAGGCCGGUGACCUCAGGCCUGGGAUAUUCCAGGAUGAGACUCUCUCUCUCGCUCUCUCUCUCUUUCGCUCUCUCUCUAAUGUAUGACUAAGUGUUCGUGAGAGAGAGUUGAUUUACUCUGAAAGGUGAUGAUCAAACCAUGCCUUAUGUACCUUGAACAAACACACACACUCAAAUGCACACAAACACAGGUUCAACACGGAUGGGUUCACCCAGGCAUUGGCUAUGAUCCACGCUAUAGAGUCGGCCAACAGAUCCCCUGUCCUGACUACACUAGGGAUCUCUCUGGGGUACCGUAUCCACGACUCCUGCUCUGAUGUCACCACCGCUCUGAGGGCCUCAGCUGACUUCACACAGGUAAAAGCUCUUUAGCCAAAACGUUGGUCAAAUCAAUCCACAGCAAGGAUAGACGACUGUGUGACCUCUUUUUGAUUUGUAUAGUUUAUCUUCCAUUAGCCAGUAUCUCAUAUAAAGGGUGUACAUUCUUUACUUCACACAGGAGCCAACCACUGACUGUGUGGGAGGGGCCAACACCUCUACCUGUCUCCCGCCCAUCAUGGCCGUCAUAGGGGCCUCUUCCUCUGAGAUUUCCAUCUCCGUUGCCCAGCAACUCAACCUGGAGCUCAUUCCUCAGGUAAGCAGUCAAAACCCACCCACAGAGUGACGAUUGAUGGACAGUAACAAAAGGGUUGAUAAAAUAAUGAAUAACCGAGUUGUGUCAAAAAAAUGACAGACAGCAAUGAUGAUACAGAUAAAUGACAAAAUCACUUCAACAUAGGACCACCGGAAACCGUGUGGCCAGGCAGCAUUUUUCUGUCCAUCACAUCGGAGUGCUGCUGUACACUCUUUGCGUGUCUUGACUAAUCAGAUUCACGGAAAUUGCAGGUCGCGCGGGCAGGGCACAAAGCUCAAGGUGUUUUUUAAAACCAUCGGUCCUGAUUAGAAAAACUCUGGUCCCAUCAUAGCCCAUAUUAAAUAUUUUUAGAACAGAUAAAUCACGUCAUACCGUGUAAGGUCCUGAGUUUUACCUGGUUAGGUUACUUCUGAUCCAACAUAACCUUAUCUAUUUGAAUCAUCACAGAUCAGUUACGCCUCCACCGCCAUCAUCCUGAGUGACAAGAUCCGUUUCCCCGCGUUCCUGAGGACCGUGCCUAGCGACCUGUACCAGACGCGUGCCAUGGUCCGGUUGCUUAGCGACCACAAAUGGACCUGGGUGGGCAUGGUCACCACAGAUGGAGACUACGGCCGCUCAGCCCUGGAGAGCUUUGUCUCCCAGGCAACCGCCUCAGGGAUCUGUGUGGCUUUCAAGGAGAUCCUUCCUGAUUCGCUGACCAGCCCUGACAUCAUCUCAGCCGUCAUAAAUGCCAGCAACACCAUCCGCAGCAACCCCAAGGUCAAGGUGGUGGUGUCAUUCGCCAAGCCUACUCACAUGACGUACCUGUACCGGGAGCUGAGGGGUCAGGGGCUGGGGUCGGGGCUGGGGGAGAGGGUGUGGGUGGCCAGUGACAGCUGGUCCUCGUCCAAAGAGGUCCUGGGAAAGAUGGACCUCCCAGAUAUCGGCCAUGUGGUGGGUUUCACCUUCAAAAGAGGGGACCUGGCUCCUUUCCAUCACUACCUGAUGAAUCUGAGUGACAGCAAUGAUGUCAUAGGAAACAACUCCUUCCUAAAGGAGUUCUACUCCCUGCCAAACAGGUCGGGAGACCCCGGGGUUGUGUCCUCCUCCACAUCCGCAGCAGAGAUCCUGCUAAACAACAGCCAUGCAGACAUAGUCUUCAGUGUGGAGAUGGCUGUCAGUGCCAUCGCCCAUGCAGUGGCUGAUAUCUGCAGCAAAAAGGACUGCAAGACAGCAGGCACUGUCCAACCCUGGAAGGUAGCUACUGCACAACUCCUCAUGUCUACAGCACAUCAAACUGAACUUAUAUACUGUGUGUCAUCUAAUAUAUCUAAUGUAUUUGGGAUAUGGCUUUGGUCUACGAUAUGUGAACGAACUUGCAUUUUCAUUUGUUUCAGGUGCUUCAAGCCCUGAGGGGAAGUCGGUUUGAGCUGGAGGGGAAAAGCUAUACGUUUGACCAGAAAGGGGACAUCAACCUGGGCUAUGAUGUAACCGUGUGGAGGUCUGUGAGAGGGGUCAUCAACAUCAAUGACGUUGUGGCUGAGUACCAUCCAAUCAACAACAGCUUCAGCUACACCAGCAGACACACCAAAAAUAUCACUGACCUGAGGGUAAGGGUUAGGGUUAGGUUGAGGCAGUGGCGGCUCCUGAAAAAAUUCUCAGGAGGGGCAAUUUUUCUGAUGAUUUAGGUGACCUACACACAUUUAAAAAAAGAUAUGUCCAGCAACAACAUGAAGACAGGGGCAGCAUAUAAGUCAAUACCAGAAGCAUUUAUUGACUGAUCUCAAAAGUGUUGGCUUACCAGGGUUGGUGGAGCCCUCAGUUUCAUCUUUGCCUCGCAAAGCUAACUCAAACACUCCGCAAAACUUCACACACUGGAUUAGCCGGCUGAGGAUGUGGCGGUUCUUGCUAAUGUCGUAGUAAAUAUAUUUGUUAUAGUGAAUAUGGAAUAUGAUAUGUUGAGUAAAAUGUUGUGCUAAGAUCUAUUUAGGUCAGGAGCUGGUUAUAAGUUCUGUUCCUAUCCAAUAACAAUGGACAAAAGGGUCCUAUCUUGUCAGCCUUGUCAGCAGGUGGCCAAGGACAACACCCACGCCAUAGGCCUCUCAGUUCUUCCAACUCACGAGUUCUUGCUCUGAGGACACACACACACACAAACACACACACACACACAUCAUCACUGUUAAACACACACACACACACACACACACACAUCAUCACUGUUAAACACACACACACACACACACACACAAAAAUCCCCUCUAUUAGGCUGAACAUUUGAAGACAGAGAACCCGACUCAGAGCCAAUGCAACAGUGACAGUAGCCUGCAGGGGACCUCGCCCAACUCAUCAGGACCAAUCAGAAGAUCAGAACUACUAGAUUGAACCUACUUCAUUUAUUGCAUAAAAUGUCUGCACACAAUGUUUCGGGGCUCUCUUCAGAUAAUAAUAAUAAUAAUAAUAAUAAUAAUAAUAAUAUGCCAUUUAGCAGACGCUUUUAUCCAAAGCGACUUACAGUCAUGCGUGCAUACAUUUUUGUGUAUGGGUGGUCCCGGGGAUCGAACCCACUACCUUGGCGUUACAAGCACCAUGCUCUACCAGCUGAGCUACAGAAAGUGGAUACUCAUGGAUGCGCAUUGCAAUUGUAAAAUGUCAACACAAUUGGAGACACCACGUCAUUUUUGGAGACAUGUUAUUGACAGUAAACUAUUGUAGAUGCGACUGCUAACUAACUAAAACAUUUUAGCUGGCUAGCUAAUCAUCUUAGCUAAAUGUGGGGCAAACAAUUCAGUUAUUUACCGUUAAUUUGAGGGAUUGGGGUGAAAGAAAUCGAGUUACAUAGUGAUACUUUACGAUAUACUGUAUUGACAAUAUCGCAAUAUUUUAGCGCUAGUUGGCUGUACCUGCACCAAAACACCAUUAUUGUUCCUUCAUAGCUUGUUCUCAAUCUUUUCACAUUGGGAGCCAAUUUGUUUUCAGCACUUUUAUUUCCAUGACUGAUCAAAACUCGUUCUCAUGGCUUUCUGAUCCCUCUGCAACAGACAUAUGGUGCGCAAUAAAAUCACAGUAUCGAAUCGCAAUACGUAUAGAAUCAUGAGACUCGCAAUGCUGAUGCAUAUAUCUUAUCGUGAGGUUCCUGGCAAUUCCCAGCCCAAGUUCAUUUGCCACAACAAAUCUCUUCGCUAGCAAACGCGAUGUCUUCUCCAAAACGGCAAUGUGUCUCCAGCAAUGUUUACUUUUUUGACGUUCUAUGGCAUCUCCACUUUCCAAGCAUAUAUGACCACAUGUAAUAUUUUGGUAAGUGAUGCAAAUAGUGAACUAUGUAGGGCCAGGAUGUAAAAUAUAUGUAGCUGCAGCAAUUUCUCUUAUCUGAUAUGGUAAGUAAUGGGGCUUAAUUUAUAGCUCCCUAAGAGUUUGACGAACGGGUCCGUGAACGCGAUUCCAGAUAUAUUUACCUCUGAAUAAACUGCCUUUAUUACACCAUAUCCACAUCCAGUAAACUUGUGAUUAGCAACACUAACCUCAUCGUUGUGGCGGCGGACAGCUAGCCUGUAUCCCUCGUCAUCCAGUUGAGUGAGUGGCAAUGUCUUUUUUCGUUCGUACCAAUUUUUGGAAAAUCCUCGGGUGUAGGACUUUCCGCCUUUAGUAGAAACCUGUUGAAUUAUUAAAUUUGGUCUGGGAGGUCCUAAUUGUUUCGUUGCCAAUUUAUCUUCAUUUGUUCGCCGACAAAAAGGAACUUCUUUCAAACAAUCCACUCUUUUCUCAGUUACGUUCAUGGUUACGUAACGUAUGCCGAAAGCGCGUAAGUGCAAGCCCACAGACACCCAUUGAGAUUGUAUUGAAGGCUCUGAAAUUUGAAAAAAAUAGAUUUUACAUGGGAGUCUAUGACAGAAGUUCUGGGCGAUUUUCAAUCUGACUGAAAUCGCCCCAAAAGGGGGUGGAGCCAUUUGAAGCACGACUUUAGCCUGAUUCGACAUUUAGUGGCAGUGUGGCACUGUGGCAGAUCAGACGUAUAGAUUACAACACUGAUAACUACUGUUGCCGUGAUAUAAUUGAUUAGAAAAAAAAUCCCUUCCUUUUCCCGUUUGGCAGUGCGUCGCCCAUAUCGCCCUAUUGAACAGGCCGUCCCUGGGUUGAGGGUUAGGGUUAGGGUUAGGGUGAGGGUUAAGGUUAGGUCUCAAUCUAUUUUAGUCUGUCUGCUAGGCUGCCACACAAAGGUUCAUGUACACAUCCACGUUAACCGAUUAUCACACUUGACAUAGAGAGACACAAGCACAAACAGAUCGGAAGGUCAAACAAUCUACUUUUUCUUCCGCAAAGUGACUAAAGAAAACUAAACAUACCUGUUUUAGAGACAUCUCUGCAAAACUGGAAAACAAAUAGAGAUGGAAAUUCAAUAACCCCUGAUCAGUUAAACAAUGGGCAUUGUUUGAAUAUGAAAACCAAGUACCUUGGCACACACUGGGUGCACCUGUAUCACACAUUCAUGUUAGAUAUCAGUGAUGCUCUAAAAACAAAAGUAAAAACUGUUGUGUAACAAACACAAUACUCAGAAGAAUAUAAUCAGUGGUUGAAUAGUUUGUAUACGCCUCCCUUACAGAAAAACUACAUGAUUUCACGUGGAACAUCACAUGAUUUUACAUGUGAAAUCAUGUGAAAAUGUGUUUAUGGAACACUUCACGUGAUUACGUUUUCACAUGUGUAGUUUCAUGUUAUCACGUGUUGCUUUACAUGUUGUCACAUGGUUUUAAGUCGACAGCUAGGUUUAACUGUGCCCAGGAAACUGGCCAUACAUGUAAAGGCUUGCUUGAAAACUACAAUUAAUAGAAUUCAGUCACUUCAGUUCUUCUUGGGUCAGCCAUUUAAAUUAGUGCAUUGUUUCCUGAUGCAGGAUGUGGUGUCUGUGUGCUCAGCAAGCUGUAAGCCUGGGGAGUUCAAGAAGACUGCUGAGGGUCAGCACACCUGCUGCUAUGAAUGCAUCAACUGCACUGAGAACCACUACUCCAACAACACUGGUGAGUUCUCCUGUACUAUCUCUCUAUACACACCAGUGUACUCUAACUAUCAUCAGUUCACACAAUCUUCCAACACUGUCCUUAUCCAACACUGUUAGUACUAGGCAACAACAAAUAUAUUUCUAAAUGCUAAACAGUUGUUCAAGCACUAUCCUCCCUUCCAACCCUUUGUGUGCCUCUGUCUCCUCUCCAGACAUGGACCAGUGUCUGUCUUGUGACACAAAGAGAGAGUGGUCCUUGGAAGGGAGCUCUGGGUGUACCAGUAAGACCCUGGAGUUCUUCUCCUGGCAGGAUGGCUUUGCGGUGGUGCUGCUGGCACUGGCGGCCCUGGGCAUCAUCCUGGUUCUCCUGGUGGGGGCGCUCUUCCUACACCACCACCAGACCCCCGUGGUGAAGGCUGCCGGGGGGCCUCUCUCCCAGCUCAUCCUGCUCUCCCUAGUGGGAAGUUUUGUUAGCGCUGUGUUCUUUGUAGGUCAUCCCAGCAGCCUCCAGUGUAAGGUAUGUACGGUACACACAGUUUGGGAAACACUUCUGUAAUGUACUGUCUGUGACAUUGAUCUGAUUGUACCAGUGUCAGUUUGUGAAUUCAUGGUUUAUUGUGUGUGUAUUGUUCUGAACCUUUUGUAACUUUGCAGUAAGGAAUUUCGUUUGUAGAUGCAAAGAAAAUGUAAAUACAAACAGAUAAUCAAUUUCUGUCUCAUUGUCUCAUCUCUUCUCAUCUUCAAGACGCGUCAGGUGCUGUUUGGCCUCAGCUUCACCCUGUGUGUUUCCUGCAUCCUGGUCAAGUCCCUGAAGAUCCUGCUGGCCUUCCAGCUCAACCCUGACCUGAAGGACAUUCUCCGCCGCCUCUACCAACCCUACGCCAUCAUUUGUCUCUGUGUGGCCCUUCAGGUUCUCACCUGCACCCUGUGGCUGGUCCUGCAGAGCCCCCGGGAGAAGGCCACCGUCUUCGCCACCACCGUGCUGGCCGAGUGUGACGAGGGCUCCUACGUGGCGUUUGGCGUAAUGCUGGGCUACAUCGCUGUCCUGGUGCUCGUCUGUUUCGCCUGUGCAUUUAAAGGCCGCAAGCUGCCACAGAAUUACAAUGAGGCCAGGUUCAUCACCUUCAGCAUGCUCCUCUACCUCAUGUCCUGGGUAAUGUUCGUGCCCAUCUAUGUGACCACCUCAGGGAAGUACCUGCCAGCGGUGGAGAUGGUGGUCAUCCUCAUUUCCAACUACGGCGUCCUCAGCUGUCAUUUCUUCCCCAAGUGCUACAUCAUCCUCUUCAAGAAGGAGCACAACACCAAGAGUGCCUUCAUGAAGAACGUGCAGGACUUCUCCUUUAAGAGCAUUACUGACUCUAGCUCUGUCUCUGAGACUUCAGUCUCUCAGACAGAAGGGAAGUGUACCAGUCACACUUAUUCCAUCAGUUCACCUUCUUUCUGCAUGUCUCCUCCACCAAUAGAACCCACAGCACCUCAGAAUUUCUGGUCCGUUGGCCAAAACAUUCAGAGCAUUGACACUGCAACCUAUUGCACCAUAUUUGACCAUGGAGUGUUUGUCACAGGUCAGCUGACCCGACCAUACCGUCUGAGGAGAUGCAUGAGCCUAUGAGUGGACCACAGUCUGGAACUUUAACUUCUCACGGUACAUCACACAGUGUGUCUAUGGUUCUCUCAUUGGUUUGACUGUUCCCAUUUUGCUUAGUCUGCUGGUAUGUUUUUUGCCCAAGUGGGUUGUUGAUUUGAACAUUCAAGGCAAUUUGGGUAAGACUUUAUUUGACACUGAUAUGGACAGUGUCAUAAACAAGAAAAAACUCAGUCAUAUGGUGUUAUGUUCAUCUAUCAAUAUUUGUACUGGUUAAGCAUUAUUUGUGAACUGCAUAUGGUGUCGAUACUGUGUGAAACAUUCUAACUAAACAUCAUGGGGGAUGUUGGUAUUUGCUAUGGACAAACUGUCAUGUUGUGUGUUGGAUCCCUGAAUAGGCCGUUUCUAUGUGUAAUGUGUACAGUAACCAGCAUUUCUCUCUAUUAUGGGAGCUGAUGCAGCAGGAUACAUAUGAGAUAUUACAUUUCAUUUUGAAAACAUGUAUACGAUGAACACUAUAUGGGAAUUUGUGUCACUGUUUCUUAAUGCAUGCUUGGUUUGUCAGUGGACGUUCUUGAAGUUCUUACAUAUUUCUAAAUACUUUGAAAUCUAUUUCCACAUUAUUCAUGUAUAUUAUGAACUGUAUAUAUCCACAUUACUUAAUGUACAGUAUAUUAAAAGUUUGAAUGUGCAGUUGACUUUCAGUUGCUUUUUCCAUUCUCUACAUACACACCCAUUCAAAUAUUUACCAAUUUAAACAGGUGUAACUUC
This is a messenger RNA of Coregonus sp. 'balchen', 11892 nucleotides long. NCBI's taxonomy places the organism in Eukaryota, Metazoa, Chordata, Actinopteri, Salmoniformes, Salmonidae. The record is from the annotation of a GenBank genome assembly.